UUUCUGUCGAAAACUUCCACGUUCACCCUCAUCAACAUCAACAACAUUCACAAUGGGCAAAGUUCACGGAUCCCUCGCUCGUGCCGGUAAGGUCAAAUCGCAGACUCCUAAGGUCGACAAGCAGGAGAAGAAGAAGGUCCCCAAGGGCCGUGCUAAGAAGCGCAUUCUCUACAACAGACGGUUCGUCAACGUCACCCUCACCGGUGGCAAGCGGAGAAUGAACCCCGCUCCCACCACCGCCUAAGCGAUCCUUCUUUCACUCUCUUGCAACCUGCUAUUCUCUAUCUUAUUCGACCUUCACAUUUACAUCUUCAUUUGAUUAUCUGAUCUGCUUAGCAGGAGGGAUAUUGGACGGAAGAACAUGCUAUUAGAUUGGUGGCUUAUGACAGUUACUGAGUGAGUUGGGAGAGUAGGGAAUGCGGUUGCUAUCGGAAAUGUAUAUAUACAAUGGAAGAUAGUAAAAUUAAGAUCAAAAGUGCAACUGUUACAUGCUA
Molecule: messenger RNA, 494 nt
Organism: Myxozyma melibiosi
Lineage: Eukaryota; Fungi; Ascomycota; Lipomycetes; Lipomycetales; Lipomycetaceae
Product: 30S ribosomal protein S30e
Exons: 4
Coding region: 53-244 (63 amino acids)
Biological process (GO): translation
Cellular component (GO): cytosolic small ribosomal subunit; ribosome
Molecular function (GO): structural constituent of ribosome
Source: RefSeq, a predicted model, not a curated record